GCAGUAGGAUUCUGAUUUAAUCAGCUGAGUUGAUCUCAGCUGAUUUUUGUGUUUAUUUGACCUUUUUGUAUUUUUUAAUCAAGAGAAUUCAUUAAGAUCGCAUUAAAUUUGACAAGAGAAAUGAAUCGUUUAUUGAUUGUUUAUAUGAAUAUGAAAUGUAAAAUAUAAUAGUUUAAUUAUUUUACAUAUUAAAUAUUACAGUAUAGAGUGUAUAUAUUAUUGUAAGUAGUACAUAGCUCUGUAUUAUUGACUCAAAAAUAGCUCACAUAUUUUGAUUAAGAUGGCUACUUUAUUGUCAACACCACCGAGCGCGAAAAGAAUCUCGCAGAUUAGAAAUAUGCGGCAGGGCAGUGUAAUAGAUAUAGAUGCCGAUAUGUUUCUUAAGAUAUCCAACUACGAGGACACUGUCAGACAACUGGAUAUAUACUAUGGGAUUGUUAAAAGACAAUUAUUGCGUUAUCAGAGUUGCAUAACAGGUCUGUUUCCACAGAUUUCGUCCGAUCAAAAGGUCGGCAGCGUACGCGAAAGUAUAUACUGUGCUGCAGCAAUAUGGAGCCUAUAUCAAGCUUAUAGACGUAUUGAUGAUGAUCGUGGAAAAUCGUAUGAAUUGGGACAGUCGGCAAUAAAAUGUAUGCGGGGUAUUUUAGAAUGUUGGAUAAAACAGUCUAACAGGGUGGAGCUCUUUAAGAAAAAUCAGUGUGAUCGUUUUGCGUUACACUGCAAAUUUCACUUAGAUACUGGAGAUGAAAUCUACAGAGAUGCUGAUUACCAUCACUUACAAAUUGAUGUCGUAUCUCUUUACCUGAUAUUCUUGGUACAAAUGAUUUCUUCUGGAUUACAAAUUAUAUAUACACAAGAUGAAGUGGCCUUUGUACAAAAUCUAGUAUAUUACGUCGAAAGAGCUUACCGUACACCGGAUUACGGCAUGUGGGAGCGUGGAAGUCGAUAUAAUGAUGGAACGCCUGAGAUUCAUGCCAGCUCCAUUGGGAUUGCCAAGAGCGCAUUGGAGGCGAUCAAUGGUUGUAAUUUGUUUGGAGAGACAGGCGCAUCCUGGUCUGUGAUAUACGUCGAUAUCGAUGCUCAUAAUCGCAAUCGUAGCAUUUUUGAGACGAUGCUACCGCGAGAAUCUAGUUCAAAAAGCGUAGACGCAGCCCUGCUACCGACAGUGUCCUUUCCCGCCUUUGCGACUCACGAAGAAGUGCUGUACAACGAGACGAAGGCGAACAUAGUGCGUAGAUUGAAAGGCAAUUAUGGUUUUAAACGAUUCGGAAGAGACGGUUAUAAAACAGUGCUAGAGGACAAACAUCGGCGGUAUUAUAAAUCCGGAGAAAUUAAGGAUUUUGACAAUAUCGAAAGCGAAUGGCCGCUGUUUUACAUUUUCAUGAUAAUAGAUGGUGUAUUCAAAAGUUGCCCUGAGCAGGUGGAAGAAUAUCAGAAUCUAUUGAAAGCAAGAGUGUAUAAAGAUUUGAAUGGAGAUCCGGUGAUUCCUAUGUACUAUUACGUACCUGUGGAACAUUUGGAAGCUGAAAGAAACGAUCCAUGCACCGUUUAUCGACUACCCAGCGACGAAGGGAGAGGCGCCAGAUCUGCGGAUUAUGAUGCACCGAUGUACUUGUGGAAUCAAGCCAUGUUUGUAAUCGCGCAGCUGCUUACCGCCGGUCUUCUGCAUAUCAAUGAAUUAGAUCCGAUCCGUCGAUAUCUGCCAUCGUACAAUCGUCCGAGGCGAGCGGGAAGAUAUUCCGCUUUCCAGGCAAAACCCAGCAUUGGUACUCACACCGAUCUAGUAGUACAAAUAGUUCUGAUCGCAGAAUCUAUGCGAUUGCAAGCCAUGAUGGCCACGUAUGGCAUUCAAACGCAGACGCCACAUGAAGUCGAACCCGUUCAGAUACUGUCGUCUACUCAGUUAGUAAAAGUUUACCAAAAGCUGGGAGUGAAUAAGAAGCUGAAUCUUCAAGGGCGACCCGCACGACCUAUAGGUUCUCUCGGUACAAGCAAAAUGUAUAGAGUUUGUGGCAUGACAGUGCUUUGUUACCCUUUGAUCUUCGAAGUGUCUGAGUUCUAUUUGUAUAGAGACAUGGCUUUAUUAAUUGACGAUAUCAAGACCGAACUGCAGUUUGUUGGCAAGUACUGGCGUCUCUCCGGUCGACCCACUGUGUGUCUUUUGAUACGGGAAGAACAUAUGCGAGAUCCGCAAUUUAAAAAGAUGUUAGAUCUCUUUGCGAUGUUGAAGAAAGGCUACUGCGACAAGACGAAAGUACGCAUUGGACGGCUGCAAAAUCUGAUUUCGUCCUCUUGCAUUGAACACUUGGACUUCAUAAACACUUUGGACACAGAUCUGGAUCUGACGCAAUUUAAACAACUGCAGCAUGAUUAUAUCGGAUAUCAGAGCCUCACUGAUGUCCCCAGAGCUAUCGCUUAUACCGAAGACGUCAAGGAUUAUUCUUAUAUGAUGAACGAACCUCUGGGCAAUAUAUUAAACGAACUUCGCAAUAGCAUCGGCUUGUACGCUAAGUGCCAGUUGUACGGUAUCUUGAUAGAACGACAAGGAAUUAAUUAUGAAGUCAAUGGACUCACGGUCCGCGAUAAUCUGAGAUCGUUAUAUCAACAAGCUGGAUGCUUAAGAUUUUGGAUGGCCGUACGUUAUUGCAGCAGUUUGCUGAAUCACACGGUGGAUAGCAUCAGUCCUUUUAUCACGGGUGUGCUAGUCAAAGGAAAACAGAUCGCGGUGGGAGUGAUCGGACAGGAGGAAACGGUGUUCGAUAAACCGAUGACGCCAGCGGAGAUACAGUCGGUGAUGUAUUCCACGAUACAACCGCACAACGCGGUGCAGGCUGUGUUGCAGCAAGAGAUCCUGCUCUACUGCGGCAGACUCAUCGGCACCAAUCCGGAGAUGUUCAAAGGCAUACUAAAAAUACGUAUAGGGUGGGUCUUGGAGGCGAUGAAGCUCUAUUUGCAAAUGUUUGUAAAGAAUGCCAAGCCGAUCGAGAAUUACAGUCCUUACGAAGUCCGGCAAUUUCUUAUCAAAGUGUUGACUGUCAAAGAAUGGGCUAAUACAGAGAAUCUUACGGUGAUCGGCCGUCGCAAAAUCGAGGGCUGUUUGUGUAGAGUGCCAACACACUUCUACAAUCAAGUAUGGGAUGUCUUGGUACGCUGUCCCGGCGGUAUCGUAGUAAACGGACGAGACUUGCCUCAGCACACCACCGUAUCCAGCAUGACUCGUUCUGAGCUCACGUUUGCGUUACUCGUGGAAUCCUUGCUGCAUCAUAUACAGUUGCCGGAAUAUCGUCAAGUCGUAAUCGAGCUUUUGAGUAUCGUGUCGACUAUCCUGCUCCGAAAUCCAGAAUUAACUUUCCAGAAGAAGCUGGAUCUCAAUGAACUCGUGGAAGAUGGUUUUAUCAUGUACUGCAAGGAUCACAAUUUAUCGAAUGUUGAUGACAAAUCGUUGUUUUUCUCGGCGCAUUAUUCGGUGACCACUGGAUACCUCGCUAGAGCCGUAGUCAAUAACGUCCUUACCGGCGGCUGCGUGACGACCAUCGUGGACUCGAUUGAUGUCAUUGAAUCACAUCCAGAAAUGUGUAAAAUUACUUAACAUACUUGCUAUUGAAACUAAAUCUAAAAAAUAUUUUGUGUUAGAGAAUUUAUGUAGGCGCAUGUAAUAUAUCUCGCUAUGUAUAUAUGUAUUAUUAUUACAUUUACAUAAAGUACAGCGGCGAUGUGGUAA
This is a messenger RNA of Linepithema humile (Argentine ant), 3721 nucleotides long. RefSeq names its product probable phosphorylase b kinase regulatory subunit beta. Gene Ontology annotation, biological process: glycogen metabolic process. Gene Ontology annotation, cellular component: phosphorylase kinase complex. Lineage: Eukaryota; Metazoa; Arthropoda; Insecta; Hymenoptera; Formicidae. The record is from RefSeq and is a predicted model, not a curated record. Gene Ontology annotation, molecular function: calmodulin binding.